GCUGAUGUGCAGAAGCAGCUGAGACGGCUCACCAUGACGACCACAGUGGCCACAGACUACGACAACAUUGAAAUCCAGCAGCAGUACAGCGACGUCAACAACCGCUGGGAUGUGGACGACUGGGACAACGAGAACAGCUCAGCCAGGCUCUUUGAGAGGUCCCGCAUCAAGGCGCUCGCAGAUGAACGUGAAGCAGUGCAGAAGAAGACCUUCACCAAGUGGGUCAACUCCCACCUGGCCCGUGUGUCCUGCCGGAUCACGGACCUGUACACGGACCUGCGCGAUGGCCGGAUGCUCAUCAAGCUGCUGGAGGUCCUCUCUGGAGAGAGACUGCCCAAGCCCACCAAGGGCCGGAUGCGCAUCCACUGUCUGGAGAAUGUGGACAAGGCCCUGCAGUUCCUGAAGGAGCAGAGAGUGCACCUGGAGAACAUGGGGUCCCACGACAUCGUGGACGGGAACCACCGGCUGACCCUCGGCCUCAUCUGGACCAUCAUCCUGCGCUUCCAGAUCCAGGAUAUCAGCGUGGAGACUGAAGACAACAAAGAGAAGAAAUCCGCCAAGGACGCGUUGCUGUUGUGGUGCCAGAUGAAGACAGCUGGGUACCCCAAUGUCAACAUUCACAAUUUCACCACCAGCUGGAGGGACGGCAUGGCCUUCAAUGCACUGAUCCACAAACACAGACCUGACCUGAUCGACUUCGACAAACUGAAGAAGUCCAAUGCGCACUACAACCUGCAGAACGCCUUCAACCUGGCGGAGCAGCACCUCGGCCUCACCAAGCUGCUGGAUCCCGAAGACAUCAGCGUGGAUCAUCCCGAUGAGAAGUCUAUCAUCACUUACGUGGUCACGUACUAUCACUACUUUUCCAAGAUGAAGGCCUUGGCCGUUGAAGGGAAGCGAAUAGGAAAGGUGCUUGACAAUGCAAUCGAAACCGAGAAGAUGAUUGAGAAGUACGAGUCCCUCGCCUCCGACCUGCUCGAGUGGAUCGAACAAACCAUCAUUAUCUUGAACAAUCGCAAAUUUGCCAAUUCCCUGGUCGGGGUUCAGCAGCAGCUCCAGGCGUUCAACACCUACCGCACUGUGGAAAAACCACCCAAAUUUACCGAGAAGGGGAACUUGGAAGUGUUGCUCUUCACCAUUCAGAGCAAGAUGAGGGCCAACAACCAGAAGGUCUAUAUGCCCCGGGAGGGGAAGCUCAUCUCCGACAUAAACAAGGCCUGGGAGCGACUGGAAAAGGCGGAACACGAGCGAGAACUGGCCCUGCGGAACGAGCUCAUCAGACAGGAGAAACUGGAACAGCUCGCCCGCAGAUUUGACCGCAAGGCAGCUAUGAGGGAGACCUGGCUGAGUGAGAACCAGCGCCUGGUGUCCCAGGACAACUUUGGGUUCGACCUUCCCGCCGUCGAGGCCGCCACCAAGAAGCACGAGGCCAUCGAGACAGACAUCGCGGCGUACGAGGAGCGCGUGCAGGCAGUGGUGGCCGUGGCCAGGGAGCUGGAGGCGGAGAACUACCAUGACAUCAAGCGCGUGACGGCGAGGAAGGACAACGUGCUGCGGCUCUGGGAGUACCUGCUGGAGCUGCUGCGGGCACGGCGGCAGCGCCUGGAGAUGAACCUGGGCCUGCAGAAGAUAUUCCAGGAGAUGCUCUACAUUAUGGACUGGAUGGACGAGAUGAAGGUGCUACUACUGUCUCAAGACUACGGCAAACACUUGCUGGGCGUGGAAGACCUGCUGCAGAAGCAUGCCCUGGUGGAAGCGGACAUUGGAAUCCAGGCUGAGCGGGUGAGGGGCGUCAACGCCUCAGCACAGAAGUUCGCAACCGAUGGAGAAGGUUACAAGCCCUGCGACCCGCAGGUGAUCCGGGACCGCGUGGCACACAUGGACUUCUGCUACCAGGAGCUCUGCCAGCUGGCGGCCGAGCGCCGGGCCCGCCUGGAGGAGUCGCGGCGCCUCUGGAAGUUCUUCUGGGAGAUGGCCGAGGAGGAGGGCUGGAUCCGGGAGAAGGAGAAGAUCCUUUCCUCCGACGACUACGGCAAGGACCUGACCAGCGUCAUGCGCCUGCUCAGCAAGCACCGGGCCUUCGAGGACGAGAUGAGCGGCCGCAGCGGCCACUUCGAGCAGGCCAUCAAGGAGGGCGAGGACAUGAUCGCCGAGGAGCACUUCGGCUCGGAGAAGAUCCGCGAGCGCAUCGCCGACAUCCGCGAGCAAUGGGCCAGCCUGGCGCAGCUGUCGGCCGUGCGCAAGAAGCGGCUGGAGGAGGCGUCGCUGCUGCACCAGUUCCAGGCGGACGCCGACGACAUCGACGCCUGGAUGCUGGACAUCCUCAAGAUCGUGUCCAGCAACGACGUGGGCCACGACGAGUACUCGACGCAGUCGCUGGUCAGGAAGCACAAGGACGUGGCGGAGGAGAUCGCCAACUACCGGCCCACCAUCGACUCGCUGCACGAGCAGGCGGGCGCCCUGCCGCAGGAGCACGCCGAGUCCCCCGAGGUGCGCGGCCGCCUGGCCGGCGUGGAGGAGCGCUACCGGGAGGUGGCCGAGCUGACGCGCCUGCGCAAGCAGGCCCUGCAGGACACGCUGGCGCUCUACAAGAUGUUCAGCGAGGCCGACGCCUGCGAGCUCUGGAUCGACGAGAAGGAGCAGUGGCUCAACAACAUGCAGAUCCCCGAGAAGCUGGAGGACCUGGAGGUGAUCCAGCACAGGUUCGAGAGCCUCGAGCCAGAAAUGAACAACCAGGCCUCGCGGGUGGCGGUGGUGAACCAGAUCGCACGGCAGCUCAUGCACAGCGGCCACCCGAGCGAGAAGGAGAUCAAAGCCCAGCAGGACAAGCUCAACACCAGGUGGAGUCAGUUCCGAGAGCUGGUUGACCGGAAGAAGGACGCGCUGCUCUCGGCCCUUAGCAUCCAGAACUACCACCUCGAGUGCAACGAGACCAAAUCCUGGAUCCGCGAGAAGACCAAGGUGAUCGAGUCCACCCAGGACCUGGGCAAUGACCUGGCCGGUGUGAUGGCCCUGCAGCGCAAGCUGACCGGCAUGGAGCGCGACCUGGUGGCCAUCGAGGCCAAGCUGAGCGACCUGCAGAAGGAGGCGGAGAAGCUGGAGUCGGAGCACCCGGACCAGGCGCAGGCCAUCUUGUCCCGGCUGGCCGAGAUCAGCGACGUGUGGGAGGAGAUGAAGACCACCCUCAAGAACCGCGAGGCCUCCCUGGGAGAGGCCAGCAAGCUGCAGCAGUUCCUGCGGGACCUGGACGACUUCCAGUCCUGGCUGUCUAGGACCCAGACGGCCAUCGCCUCGGAGGACAUGCCCAACACGCUGGCCGAGGCGGAGAAGCUGCUGACGCAGCACGAGAACAUCAAGAACGAGAUCGACAACUACGAGGAGGACUACCAGAAGAUGAGGGACAUGGGCGAGAUGGUCACCCAGGGCCAGACCGACGCGCAGUACAUGUUCCUGCGGCAGCGGCUGCAGGCGCUGGACACCGGCUGGAACGAGCUGCACAAGAUGUGGGAGAACCGGCAGAACCUGCUGUCGCAGUCGCACGCCUACCAGCUGUUCCUCAGGGACACGAAGCAGGCCGAGGCGUUCCUCAACAACCAGGAGUAUGUUUUGGCCCACACGGAGAUGCCCACCACUCUGGAGGGAGCGGAAGCGGCCAUCAAGAAGCAGGAGGACUUCAUGACCACCAUGGAUGCCAAUGAGGAGAAGAUCAACGCUGUGGUGGACACCGGCCGGAGGCUGGUGAGCGACGGGAACAUCAACUCGGACCGCAUCCAGGAGAAGGUGGACUCGAUCGAUGACAGACACAGGAAGAAUCGUGAGGCUGCCAGUGAACUUCUGAUGCGGCUGAAAGACAACCGGGAUCUCCAGAAAUUCCUGCAAGACUGCCAGGAGCUGUCUCUCUGGAUCAAUGAGAAGAUGCUCACGGCCCAGGACAUGUCUUACGAUGAAGCCAGGAACCUGCACAGUAAGUGGCUGAAACACCAGGCGUUCAUGGCUGAGCUCGCCUCCAACAAAGAAUGGCUGGACAAAAUUGAGAAGGAAGGGAUGCAGCUCAUCUCCGAGAAGCCCGAGACGGAGGCCGUGGUCAAAGAGAAGCUCACCGGCCUGCACAAGAUGUGGGAAGUCCUGGAGUCCACCACCCAGACCAAAGCCCAGCGGCUCUUUGACGCCAACAAGGCCGAGCUCUUCACCCAGAGCUGUGCGGAUCUGGACAAGUGGCUGCUGGGCCUGGAGAGCCAGAUUCAGUCCGAUGAUUAUGGCAAAGACCUCACCAGCGUCAACAUCCUGCUGAAGAAGCAGCAGAUGCUGGAGAACCAGAUGGAAGUGCGGAAGAAGGAGAUCGAGGAGCUGCAGAGCCAGGCGCAGGCCCUGAGCCAGGAGGGCAAGAGCACGGACGAGGUGGACAGCAAACGUCUCACGGUGCAGACCAAGUUCAUGGAGCUGCUGGAGCCCUUGAACGAAAGGAAGCACAACCUGCUGGCCUCCAAGGAGAUCCACCAGUUCAACCGGGACGUGGAGGACGAGAUUCUAUGGGUUGGAGAGAGGAUGCCUUUGGCCACUUCCACGGAUCACGGUCACAACCUCCAGACUGUCCAGCUGUUAAUAAAGAAGAACCAGACCCUCCAGAAGGAGAUCCAGGGCCACCAGCCCCGCAUCGACGACAUCUUCGAGAGGAGCCAGAGCAUCGUGGGCGACAGCAGCAGCCUCAGCGCCGAGGCCAUCAGGCAGAGGCUGGCUGACCUGAAGCAGCUCUGGGGUCAGCUCAUUGAGGAGACGGAGAAGCGCCACCGGCGGCUGGAGGAGUCGCACAAGGCCCAGCAGUACUACUUCGACGCGGCCGAGGCCGAGGCCUGGAUGAGCGAACAGGAGCUGUACAUGAUGUCUNNNNUGUCCCCACAGGAUGAGCAGAGUGCCGUGUCCAUGCUGAAGAAGCACCAGACCCUGGAGCAGGCCGUGGAGGACUACGCCGAGACAGUGCACCAGCUCUCCAAGACCAGCCGGGCGCUGGUGGCCGACAGCCACCCCGAGAGCGAGCGGAUCAGCAUGCGGCAGUCCAAGGUGGACAAGCUGUACGCCGGCCUGAAAGACCUGGCGGAGGAGCGGAGAGGCAAGCUGGACGAGAGGCACCGGCUCUUCCAGCUCAACCGGGAGGUGGACGACCUGGAGCAGUGGAUCGCCGAGCGGGAGGUGGUGGCCGGCUCGCACGAGCUGGGCCAGGACUACGAGCACGUCACGAUGCUGCAGGAACGCUUCCGGGAAUUUGCUCGUGACACCGGGAACAUCGGGCAGGAGCGCGUGGACACGGUCAACCACAUGGCCGACGAGCUCAUCAACUCCGGCCACUCGGAUGCCGCCACCAUCGCCGAGUGGAAGGACGGCCUGAACGAAGCCUGGGCCGACCUCCUGGAGCUCAUCGACACCAGGACCCAGAUUCUUGCCGCCUCCUACGAACUGCACAAGUUUUACCACGAUGCCAAGGAGAUCUUCGGACGCAUCCAGGACAAGCACAAGAAGCUCCCCGAGGAGCUGGGGCGCGACCAGAACACGGUGGAGGCCUUGCAGCGCAUGCACACCACCUUCGAGCACGACAUCCAGGCCCUGGGCACUCAGGUAAGGCAGCUGCAGGAGGACGCUGCCCGGCUGCAGGCCGCCUACGCCGGCGACAAGGCCGACGACAUCCAGAAACGGGAGAACGAGGUCCUGGAGGCCUGGAAGGCGCUGCUGGAUGCUUGUGAGGGCCGCAGGGUGCGGCUGGUGGACACGGGGGACAAGUUCCGCUUCUUCAGCAUGGUGCGUGACCUCAUGUUGUGGAUGGAGGACGUCAUCCGGCAGAUCGAGGCUCAGGAGAAGCCACGGGACGUGUCGUCUGUUGAACUAUUAAUGAAUAACCAUCAAGGUAUCAAAGCUGAGAUCGAUGCUCGGAAUGACAGUUUCACGACCUGCAUUGAGCUUGGGAAAUCCCUGUUGGCGAGGAAACACUACGCAUCAGAGGAGAUCAAGGAAAGGUUACUGCAGUUGACGGAAAAGAGAAAAGAAAUGAUUGACAAGUGGGAAGACCGAUGGGAGUGGUUGAGACUGAUUUUGGAGGUCCAUCAGUUCUCCAGGGACGCCAGCGUCGCCGAGGCCUGGCUGCUGGGGCAGGAGCCCUACCUGUCAAGCCGAGAGAUCGGCCAGAGCGUGGACGAGGUGGAGAAGCUCAUCAAGCGUCACGAGGCCUUUGAAAAGUCAGCAGCCACCUGGGACGAGAGGUUCUCCGCCUUGGAAAGGUUGACGACAUUGGAGCUACUGGAAGUGCGCAGACAGCAGGAGGAAGAGGAAAGGAAGAGGCGGCCGCCUUCCCCGGAGCCGAGCACGAAGGUGUCAGAGGAGGCCGAGUCCCAGCAGUGGGACACCUCCAAAGGAGAGCAAGUUUCCCAGAACGGUUUGCCGGCCGAGCAAGGAUCUCCACGGAUGGCCGACACGGCGGACACGGGCGAGAUGGUCAAUGGCGCUGCCGAGCAGAGAACGAGUUCCAAGGAGGCCAGCCCCAUCCCCUCCCCGACGUCCAACCGCAAGGCCAAGACCGGUCUCCCGGCGCAGAGCUCGGCCACACUGCCCGCCAGGACCCAGGAGACGCCGCUGGCACAGACGGAAGGCUUCCUGAACAGAAAGCACGAGUGGGAGGCCCACAACAAGAAGGCCUCGAGCAGGUCGUGGCACAACGUUUACUGCGUCAUAAAUAACCAAGAGAUGGGUUUCUACAAAGAUGCAAAGACAGCGGCUUCUGGGAUCCCUUACCACAGCGAGGUCCCCGUGAGCUUGAAGGAAGCCGUCUGUGAAGUGGCUGUUGAUUACAAAAAGAAGAAACACGUCUUCAAGCUCAGACUAAACGAUGGCAAUGAGUACCUCUUCCAAGCCAAAGACGACGAGGAAAUGAACACGUGGAUCCAGGCCAUCUCGUCCGCCAUCUCCUCCGACAAACACGAGGUGUCAGCCAGCACCCAGAGCACGCCAGCGUCCAGCCGGGCCCAGACCUUACCGACCAGCGUUGUCACCAUCACCAGCGACUCCAGCCCCGGCAAGCGAGAGAAGGACAAAGAGAAAGACAAAGAGAAGCGCUUCAGCCUUUUUGGCAAAAAGAAGUGA
Molecule: messenger RNA, 7125 nt
Organism: Elephantulus edwardii (Cape elephant shrew)
Lineage: Eukaryota; Metazoa; Chordata; Mammalia; Macroscelidea; Macroscelididae
Gene: SPTBN1
Product: spectrin, beta, non-erythrocytic 1
Exons: 35
Coding region: 34-7125 (2363 amino acids)
Biological process (GO): actin cytoskeleton organization; protein localization to plasma membrane
Cellular component (GO): cell junction; spectrin; plasma membrane
Molecular function (GO): actin filament binding; phospholipid binding; structural constituent of cytoskeleton
Source: RefSeq, a predicted model, not a curated record